GAUGAAAAAAAACAAAACGAAAAAAAAACUGCAAUUAAUUUUGAAGGUCUGCUUGUCGCAGACAUAUUCCGCUGGUACUUGUAAAGCCUCACUCACACAUUAAUCAUUCCACAUUGUAUUGCUCCACUCGCUAAGAUACGAACGUUCGUGUGCAAGCAAAAUCAGUGAACGAAUCAAGCGUAAUAUUAUAUCGAUUUUACUCAACAAGUGACGUGCAAAAUAGUCCUUAAAUAAAUUGGGUAUCUCGACAGGAUCCCUUAAUACUGGGUCUCUCAUAAUAAAUGUGUACUUAAUUUAAAUCAUUCAAAAAAGGAAUGCAUUUUAAAAUUCGGGUCUCUCACAAUUAUUAUUAUUUUUUAUUCAAGUUAUCUGACGAUUUUUUUAAACUCUAAGCUUUAGAAACCUGGAAAAUGGAAAAAAGAAAACUCGUAAAACAGUUACCUAUGCAAAAAGUAUACUUUCUUAAAAAAUUAUAUCGUAUCGUAUAUAAAAUAAAUAAAAAAUAAUUGGAAAAUGAAGUGGUUAGUGUUGUUGUCGAUGAUUUUCGCGAAUAUAGUAAAAGAGCCGGCGCCCGUGGUGCGAGUGGGGAGUGGGCUGGUGAGGGGGACAGUGAGUGACAGUGGGAGGUUCUACAUGUACCUCGGGAUACCGUACGCCACUGUCGAUGAAAGGAACAGGUUUCAGGCUCCGCUACCGCCGCCAAAAUGGAAAGGUAUAUUCGAAGCUCAAAACGAAAACACUCGUUGCCCACAAAGACUAUUCGGACCGAUCAUCGUAGGAGACGAGAACUGCUUGAAGUUGAACGUCUACACGCCCGCCGACAGAUGGCACACUCCCGGGAACCUUCUCCCGGUGAUGGUGUUCAUACAUGGAGGAUGUUUCUUCGAAGGAAUCGGCACUGCGUUCUUGUACGGGCCUGACUUCUUUGUGGAACACGGAGUCGUAUUCGUAGGAAUCAACUACAGGUUAAAUGUCGAAGGAUUCCUAUGCUUGGGUAUCAAAGAAGCUCCCGGUAACGCUGGUUUGAAAGACCAGAUAGCUGCCCUUCGAUGGCUCAAAGAGAACAUAGCAGCGUUUGGAGGAGACCCAAAUAAUAUCACCCUCUUCGGUGAAAGCGCGGGUGCCGUGUCCAUCUCCUAUUUAUUUUUAGCACCAGCCGCUAAAGGUCUUUUCCACAGAGCUAUUCUCCAGAGCGGCGCCACAAUGGCUCCUUGGGCGAUACAAUAUGAUCCAAUUAAAACUGCCAAUAAAGUAGCUAAAGAAUUCGGAUACAACGGCACUGACCCCUACGACAUUUACAAUGUUCUUUCGACUAAAACAGUUGAAGAAUUAAUAUCUGCCAUCAAAUAUUCGAAACACAAACAAUUUGUGACGGCAGAAACACUGUUCGUGCCGUGCGUCGAGAAAGAAAUCCCGGGAGUCGAACCAAUAAUUACCAAAAACCCAGUCGACGUGAUCAAAUCUGGGAAUUAUACGAAAAUGCCAAUAAUAAUCGGUUACAACGACAACGAGGGCAUGUAUUUCGUAACCCACGGUAAUACGUUUAAGAGAGUAGACAAAGUCGAUCCCUACGAUCUAAUUCCGAGCGAUUUAGAAUUCCCUUCGGAAGCGGAUAGAAAUGAUACGGCUACGAAUAUUCUGAGUCAUUAUUUAUCUUCUAAAAAAGACAUGGUUAUGAAUCUGGUCGACCUGAUAUCUGAUCUCCAUAUUAAAUACCCGGCUGCUUUAGAAUUCGGUAUGUACGCACAGACCACCGACCAGCCAAUAUAUUACUACUUGUUCAAAUACAACGGCUACAUCAACAUGGCGAAGUUUAUAUCGGGCUUCGUGUUCAAGGAAGGAGCGUCGCACGGUGACGAGCUCAUGUAUAUGUUCAAGCCCUACACUUUUCCUUUGCCGACGAGAUAUUUUGAGAUGAAGAUGGUGGAGCGUAUGGUCACGCUGUGGACGAACUUUGCUAAAUAUGGGGACCCAACACCUCAGACGUCAGCCCUCAUCCCCCUGCGCUGGCGCCCGAGCCGGUCCAGCCACCCCAUCGCGCUGGUCAUCGACCGGCAGCUGAGCACCGCGCCGCUGUGGACCGACCACAUGCUCAGCUUCUGGAACUGCACCUACACCAAAUACAGGCGGAAACUUUACCAGUUCGACUCUUUUACUAACACUUCUCACCGGCAUUUUUAACCCCCUACGCAAAAAGAUGGUGUUAUAAGUUUGACGCAUAUGUCUGUCUGUCUGUGCCAUAUCUCCCGAACGGAUGAAGCGAUUUCGAUUUAGUUGUUUUUAUAUGAAAAGUGACUUAUUGGUGAGUGUUCUUAGACAUUUUUGAUGAAAAUCGGUUGAGUCGUUUAAAAAUUCGGGGGGUUGAAAGUGGGGAAGAAUAGCCGAAUGACUGCAAAUAUACUCGAGUGGGGUCAAAACGAAAGCCCACUGACAGAGAAUAUUAAUGACUUGAUCGAUCGAUCGAUGACUUGAUUGAGUGUAAUUAACAAUAAUUUCAUGACUUCGGGAGGAGUUCUUCAAUAUUUUUAAUUUUAUGUUAUUAGUUUUGUAUAUGAGCCAUGAUGAAAGAAAGGAGGAAAAAGAUAGAGAAGAAAAGCGAGAGAGCUAAAUGUAACAUCAGGAAAAUCAGCGCUAAGAAAUGCCAAGCGGGUCCGCGCUGACCACGGAGUACAGUGUGCCUAGUAGUAGUUUUCAUACUGUUACUAUCGCGUUAACGUAAACGCGAAUUUAUACGGAAUUGAAUCAGUUGUGCAGUAGUGCCACUAGGUGACGCUUUUAAUUUCUUAGAAAUUCGUGUUUACGUUAACGCGAUCGUCACAGUAUCAAACUGCCACUAGGCCCUCAGAUGAGGUUAUUUUUAGUCCGUGCAAGUCGGAAAUGCUCUGCCGGCAGAAGUCUGGAGGGAUGUUUUUCCUCCCAAACAACGAAAAACAAAUAAAAUAUGAGCCUGUAGCACCCAGACCUUUUAUAAUUUAAAAAAAGCUAAUGUGUACAAUUGUAAUUUGUAUGAUAGGAAAGUAUGGAGCUUGGAUCAUGGUGGUUUUGGUAAUUUGGUAGGUAACAAAGAUGUAUAUCUUAAAUAUUGAUGUCUAAAGUUGUUCGUGUUAAUUUUUAUUAUCGAUAAUAUUACGAAAUUUGAAAAGGUUAAACGUUGUAUUUUUUAAAAUGACAAACAUCUGACCAUCAGAGACUUUAAGUUCUAUUGCUAUAUAAGUAUCUAAUUGCCAUAAUAGUUAAAUAAAUAAAUAAAACGACCAAUAAUAUGUAAGUAUAGGAAUGUACUUUGAUUAUAUAAAGGGAAUUGAUCUGAUCUGAUCUGAUCCUUCACACAAUUUCAAAACUUUACGAUCCUACUCUUAAUAAACAACCAUAUAGUACCGUGUCCAUACAUACAUAGACAUUAACACUAUAUUAACAGUAUAGUUUAGAUGAUGCUUGAACUGAUAUAAAAUAUUAAGUUCUCUUACUAGGUAGGUGUAUAUAGGCUUUAUAAUUUCCAUUAGUGUUUAAAUUAUUUUGGAGAGAAGAUCAAUAAAGGUGUGGGGAAAGUACUUAUUAAUUAUUGAAUUUCCAUUUAAAACUAGCCAUAAAAAGUUUUCUUCACAAAACCCAUAAUCCUUAUUCCAUAAUAUACAUAUACAUUUUCCUCCAUAAUAUACAUUUAGCUCCAUUCCAUAUAUUAUAUAAAAACCCUUUAAGGUUUUAUAAAAUACAUAUAUGGAAUGGAGCUAAUUGAAGUUAAUUUUUAGGAGACUUUAUAUGAGUUAAGUUACGAUUCAUAUUCUUGGUUAGGCUUGGUUAACCAGAAAUAUGAAUAUAUGAUGUAGGCUUUUAUGAUUGUAAUAGUGAUGGUGAACAGGUCUUAACUAGGUUACGAAACAUGUGAUAAGCACCAAAAUGUAAUAAAAAAUUAAUUAAGCGUAAUCAAUUUAUCGUUUAUUUAAAUUAGUUUUAUUUUCAAAGGUGAUAGAUAUCUAGUCUAUGAAUAAAGUUAAGAUUUUUGUAAAAUA
This is a messenger RNA of Bicyclus anynana (squinting bush brown), 4010 nucleotides long. RefSeq names its product esterase FE4. NCBI's taxonomy places the organism in Eukaryota, Metazoa, Arthropoda, Insecta, Lepidoptera, Nymphalidae. The record is from RefSeq and is a predicted model, not a curated record. Bases 514 to 2181 code for a protein of 555 amino acids. The transcript is spliced from 3 exons.